Messenger RNA from Tigriopus californicus, 11141 nucleotides. RefSeq names its product histone-lysine N-methyltransferase 2A-like (gene trx). The record is from RefSeq and is a predicted model, not a curated record. The coding region runs from base 94 to 10818 and encodes 3574 amino acids. Gene Ontology annotation, cellular component: histone methyltransferase complex; nucleus. Gene Ontology annotation, molecular function: DNA-binding transcription factor activity; histone H3K4 methyltransferase activity; zinc ion binding. Gene Ontology annotation, biological process: positive regulation of DNA-templated transcription. Lineage: Eukaryota; Metazoa; Arthropoda; Copepoda; Harpacticoida; Harpacticidae. The transcript is spliced from 8 exons.
GAAUGGCAAUCGUGUCCUUUGGUCCCGCCUCGCCCCCGAAACCCGCCCCUUUAUCGUCAUGGAUCCACCCUUGGCGGGCCCUGAGUGAGGAUCAUGUCGACUCGGAGUAGCAAAUCCACGUUUCCCGGUCGUCAAGGACCGCGGGCGGGCCGUCAACGGGUGCGCCAAUCCUAUGUUGGAAAGCCCGACUCGUUGGACGCGCCCAUCGAGGUUCAGGAGGCGUGGGAGCUACAAACCCGAUUGGCUGAUGGACUGCUCGUGUUUCGAGGACUCUUCAACUUGGCGGAUUUGGCGCAGGAUCAGGAUUUUCACGGAUUCCGCCCGCCCUCGCGACCGGGCGGGCCUUUUCAAGAUGCCGCAGACUGGCCUGGUCCAAUGGGCGAGAAAAAUCAAGAAGAAGGAGGCAAAGGAAAGGUCCGCCGACUCCAGACUCGUGUCGGUCAUGCCCAGCCCACCACUGUUCGUUCGAAACGGAAAAGAACCUCCUGUGAUAUUCAGACGACACCGAUUUCCGAAGAGUUCACGCCUCCUGUUAAAAGCAAACGAUCUCGACGGAGUGGCCGCGACUCCAGUCGAUCGAUCACGCCCGUUCCACGAAAAGCCGCACCCGUUUCUCGGGAAGUGACGCCCCAAACUAGUCGGGCUUCAAGUCGAACCCCUAGUAACCGAUCUGCCAGUAGUCGAUCGUCGACCCCCGUUGAAAAUCAGCGACGGAGUGCUCGAACGCCCAAACCGAAGCGCCGAGAUGACGAGAUUAUUUCCCUGUCAACCCCCAUCCCGUCUCCUGCAUUGAAAGCCAAAGCUGUUGUUGAAGACGAAGACGAUGAGGAGGACGAUGACCCGGAAGGAGAUGAGAGUGAAGAAGAGUCCGUCAUAUCAAACGAAUCUGAAUCGCUCGAUGCAAUUCAAGCCCGUCAAGUUGACACGGGCAUCAAGUCUCGGCUCCUUAUCCGGCCGUCUAAAUUGGGUGGAUUCGGCCAAUCGUCGAGCACCUUCGGCCAACCACCAGCCAAAUCCUUUGUUUCGGCUGACAACACCUCUUCAAACGCAAUGGGGUUUGGGGCCCCCAAGACUAGUAGAUUGUUCGAAACCGCCGCUACGGAUCUCAUUGUAGAAGGGAAACGGCAGUGGAAACCGUCGAUUAAAGUGCAAGAGGCCACGUCUUUUUCGGACCUAUCAGGUAACUUGAUCAAGAAGUCAAUUACCAAGUAUGCCGAUGCUGUGGCCAAAGGAGCCUCCACGCGAGAAUUAGACGCCGACAAUAACGACGAACCAUCAGAUGAGAGCCAAUCGCAAGAAAUGCAGCAGAAGAUUCAGCGUAUUUUGGCCUCGCAAUGGGACUCCCGAUUGCGUAAAGUCGACAACAAGUUCCUAAAAACCACCCGUGUGUCCACCGACGAGACUUCGUCACCGUCCUCGUAUGUGAAACCACCGUUGCUCAGAAAAUCGCAACUAGAGCUGAACCAAGUGUUACUAGAGAGCAUGAGAAAACCCAGUCAACAAGUCCAGUUUUACGAGGCCAUACAACAAUCGAUGCAAAAUGCGGACAAGACGCCGCCCAAACUUCUCAGUGAGGCCAGUAAUCCAGCUGGAACUGCUCUUGUUGAAGAGACUAGUCCUCGGAAGGCUGAUUCUGAGAAAAGCACGUCGAGUCCAACCAAACAAUCCAACCGAAUGCCAGGAAACAUAGUUUGUGGCAUUUGCGGAGCCGUCCGAUACUAUGCAUUUAUUCUCCAGGCCAAAAAAUUCGGAACCUUCAGCUGUGAGCCGUGUCGGAAAUUCAUUUCCAAGACCAUUCGUCGCGUCACACAAGAGCAGAACUGCGAGAUCAAUUGCGUCUCCGGCAAAGGCAAAUGUGUGGUCCCACCUGUCAUUCGAGGGUCCAGAAAAAAGAAUAACGGGAAUGAUGUGAGAUGUCAAGCUUGUUGGCUGAAGCUCUGUCUCAUUGGUUACAACUUGGCCAACAGUCUCUACGAUCAGCUUCGAGAACAUCUACCGAAAGUGAUCCAGAAACAAUUGCCAACUGCAGAUCAGAAGAAACAUCAGGAUAACAACCCGUUGUUGCCUCAUCGAGGCGAUAUUCUAGAGUUCAACCGACAGGUUCCACUUUCACGGCCUCUUUUCGAUGGAUUUGGAGGUGAUAGCUCCAACUCAGAUCAACAACAACUCGUUCUCAAAUCCCGAAUCUCGAGAGAAGGAAAUGAAGCGUCAGGGCAAAAGAAAGCGAAUGGAAGCCUGAACAAUGGAGAGAUCGACGAGUCCAGUCAGAGGGCUGGGGCAGGAGGAAAAAGUAAUAAGAGUAAUCAUGUUAUUCACGAGCGAUUACCCAAUGGAUGGACCAAGAAAGCUGUGAAACGACUCACCGGUGAACAAAUUGGCAAGUGGGAUAUGUACCUGAUUACCCCGGAUCAAAAGAUCUUGAAAUCUCCGUCAGACCUAAAAUUGUAUAUUGCCAAGUCCGGCUCAGUGAUUGACUCCAAUAUUAUCAACUUUGCUUUGCCCAAGAAAACGGCCAAAGUGGAUAAGGCCCUAAAGAACAGUGCCGAAAAAACUGCCGCUUCCUCCUCAGUCGGAACAAAAAUCUCCACCCAAAAAGAGCAGAUCGAUCCUAACUUGGAGAAACAACCUCAACUCGGAAGUGCCACGAAAUCUGCCAACACUGUGGUGUCCACUUCUGACCCAAAGUCUGAAUCCUUGGACGGGGAAGGUCCACUGUCCAUGUCUUCGCCCAGUCGAAGCUCGAAACGACAAAGCAAGACGCCGUUAAAGUAUGUUAAAGAUCUCGGCGGCUUCAAAGAAGCGAAAGCGAAACCCAACCGGACGGCUACGUCAGAGCCCGCCUCUCCUCUCGACAAGUCUGUUGAAAUUGAUGUGGACAAGGACAACUCCACGACAACUGAUGGAUUCGGUCCCAGUACAACUCAUUUUAGUGGGCCAAGUGCGAGGAAAAGCCUGCCCGAUAUCACGACUAUUGGGGUGGGGACGUUUUCGAUUGAUAAGGAUACCGUGCGAACUCUGUCGUCCUCGGGGUCCUUAGCCGACCUUCGUUUUAAGACGUGCAAGCGAACAGUGGCGUGUAAAAAGUGCGAAAAUUGUGUCAAGAAGGAUUGUAUGCGUUGCAUGUACUGCUUGGACCGAAAGAAACAUGGCGGGAAAGGUAACUUGAAGAAGGUGUGCCUAGAGAGGAAAUGUGAGCAACCGGUGAUGUCGGGCCUACCGGCCAUGUCCACAUUUAAGAGUUCUCCAGAUGUGAAACGUUCCUAUGUUCGGGUGGCCACAGCCGUUGCCACCAAAUCCGCCCCGCCCCCGAUUCCACCGGAAGAGGAUGCCAAUCUGAGUCAUCCCUAUUUUACCCCUCUGGACGAAUCCAAUGACCCGGUCGAACUUAUGGAACCGACUCCCCCGGAUGUUAUGGAAAACUCGAUAUCCGAUAUCGACUCCUCGCUUGAGCCCAGGGAACCUCAAGCCACAUCGAUUCUUCCCUCUGAGGCUCGACCCAAGGAGGAAAGUGACGAGAAGCCAAAUCUUUCAUAUGCUGGACUUAUUGCCACGGCCAUCGAUGAUCUACCAGGCAAGCGCGCCACUCUCCAGAUGAUCUACCAGUACAUCACGGAUCGUUGGCCGUUCUACCGGACGAAUCGAUCGUGUUGGCAAAAUUCCAUCCGUCACAAUCUCAGUCUACACAAAGAAUUCGAGAAAGGGGAAAAAGAAGGAAAAGCUAGUUAUUGGCAAUUUGCGAAGGGUGCGGAUGUUUCCGAUCUCACGUCUCGAAAACACCCGGCUCGAGAAUUCAAGCAGCUCCGUGAUCAAGCUCAGAAAGAUACCAAGCAAGUCGUGGAUGGGACUUUACCGAUUGUGAACACGCCUUUACAGAGUUCCACACCACAGGCUCCCAUUUCACCUCCAAUGACAACAGCGCAGAUGACAGGUUCCAUUCCGACAUCGAAGAAGGCAACUCAAAGUUUGGAGGACUUUUUGGCCAUUGGCCUGGACCCAUCUACAGACAGGAACCGACCGAUUCAAGUGCUCUCGGCCAUUGACCAAGAACCAACCAAUUCCGACCAAUCUACGACUAAAUUGGAUCAGAGUUCUGUUCUCCCAGUCGUCGAUGGUGAUAUCAGGGUUCCCAUUCCUCCCAAUAUUACUCAGUUCAAACUUGCCCAACCUCCGCCAACAGCUCCGUCAUCAAAUUGUGUUCGACGUACCAAGGAGGUAAACACAGGCUUGGGUAACUCCAUUAGUUCUUACUCUGGCACGAUGGAUUAUUGGGAACAGUAUGAUCCAUUGGAAGUGGGGGAAAAUGGUCAGUGUGUCAUCACCACUGAAGAUCUGCCCGUGGAGGCCAUUUGCUUCUUGUGCGGCUCAGCGGGCCAAGAGGCGUUCAUUUUCUGCCACGCCUGUUGCGAACCCUAUCACCCGUUUUGUUUAACAAUGGCCGAAUUGCCCCAAAGUGCGGAGGCCGAGAAGGAUUGGGUGUGUCGUCGGUGUGCCAUUUGUCAGAUUUGCGGGAACCCCAACGGUCAACCCUUACGAUGUGAUCAAUGUACAAAGGCGUUUCACUCCGAGUGUCUUCAGCCCAACCAGCGAAACACUUUCGGCCGCACUGAUGGAUGGACCUGUUUUCAAUGUCUUCGUUGUGCGUCCUGUUACAAAUCGGAUGUAUCCCACUAUCUGGAGGGAUCUCCUCUUUGUUCGACUUGUUGCCUUCAGAAGAAGCAAGGCAGUUUCUGUCCACUGUGUCAUGGAUGUUACGAUGACAACGAUUACGAAACGCGAAUGAUGGAGUGCGCCAAUUGCGGAGGAUGGGUACAUGCCAAAUGCGAAGGUGUGGACGCGGAGAAAUAUCAAAUUCUUAGCUACUUACCCGACAACGUCGAAUACGUCUGCAAGAAAUGUUUCCAAAGUUCCAACGGAGAAGGAGACGAAGCUCCCUGGAUGCAAGCGGUGAGAGCAGAACUGAGAGCUGGUCAGAUCAUAAUCCUGGACCACAUGUGCCAGGCCAAAUGUGCCAAGUAUUUCAUGAAGGCCAAGAACUUGUCUGUGAUCUCGCAAAGCCGCUCCAAGAGAUCUUCUCCUGUCAAAGAUGCUCUUCCAGAGAAACCAAAUGUCGAUAAAGAAGAUGACGUAGAUCGAGUGAAGAAGGCGUUGGACUUUGGCGCUUACGGAACCGCAAAACCGGAGCGGAAAUCGAUCCCUAUGACCAAAUUAAGGAAGAUUAAGGCUCGAUAUGACUUACCAGAUUGCUCCGUUCAACUCUGUUCUCUUUCAACUAAGCAUCAAAAUUGUCAAGUGUCCAAUGACGAUGUUAGUAACGACGGGUUCUCUGAUCUUGACGACACCGACUUUGAGCUUCUGUUCCCGGAGCUGAGAAAAUGUUCUGUUCUCUUGAAUGACAUCAAGCAUCACUCUUGGUGGGGAGAUAAAGUGCGCGCUAAAUUGAGCCACGCCCCUAAACACGUGACCAAGCCACCAUCUACUAAGGUGGUUCACGAAAAGAAUCCAAUGGUUUCUUCAAAGCCCACGCCCAAGGAAACCCCUAUUGAAACACCCCCAAAGAUCAAAGUACCUACACCCAAGAAGAUGGACGAGAGCCAAAAUACCUCACCAAGCGAUCCCCCUGUGAAAGUGGACAAUGAUGACGAGGUUUUAGACCUGGCAAAAGUGACUGAACGUUUAGAAUCUGGGUUAUAUUCAAGUGUCCUCCGAUUUCAUUUGGAUAUCAAGAAAGUGGUGCAAACCGUGCAUGUUCCGGGUCCAGCCAAAUACUUGCAUCGAAAUCAGUUCAAAAAGCAAUACUCUCUCAUCAUGAAGGAAAUCUUCCCAUGGUUUGACAUAGCCAACCCUUGCGCUCAUUUUGAGCCUCUCACCAUUCAGGAUAUGACGGUCAAGCCUCCGUACGACGAUCAUUCAUAUGCUAAUAAUGAGCUGAAGACAAAGAAAGAACCCCACCAAAGAGUUGUAGUGGUCCCUCUGAAUCGGCCCUCUUGGAAACGAUCUCGGAUCCCUGUGAAGCGAGAAAAGGAUUUUCGUCGUUGCUUGAUGUGUUCCCAAUUGGGUGAUGACCACCCUGAGAAAGCUGGACGACUGAUCUAUUACCGGCAAAAUGAUUGGAACCACAUCAAUUGUGCUUUAUGGUCCUCGGAGGUUUAUGAAGAGGUGGACGGAUCACUUCAGAACUUCUCCCAAGCCGUGAGUCGAGGUCAAAAACUUAAUUGUACCCAAUGUUGGAAGAAAGGUGCCACAGUGGGAUGUUGCUAUGACAAUUGCAAAUCCAAUUACCAUUUCGUUUGCGGAUUAGUGGACGGAGCAGACUUCAAGGAGGAUAAGACCAUGUUUUGUCGUCAUCACAAACACCUCUACCAAAACCAACCCAAUUGCUCCUCUUUCAACGUGCAGAGGACCGUUCAUAUCGAUCUGGAGAAUGAAACGAGGAAAAAGGUUCGACCAGUGGAUCUUCGAAUGGUUCGAGUUUUCAAAGGCUCCAUGAAGAUCUCAUCUUUAGGACGGAUAAUACCCUCGUCAGAUUCCCAAGGAUCGCUCAUUCCCGUGGGCUUGAAUUGUGAGCGAUGGUUUUGGUCCACGAAAAACCCUCUCAAGCGUACCUUAUACACGUGUACAGUAAGACUUGAAAAUUGUGCCUCGAACUCUGAGUCCGAAUCUUUCCACUUGACCGUCGAUCACGAAAAGGACCCGGAAUGCUCGAAGCAAAUCAAAGAGUUCUUCCGAGACAUGCAGAGACGUCAAGUGGAAGAAGAAAGGAGGAAGUCGUCCCCGAUUCUCCCACCGGGUGCCAUUUCGCAUGAGUUUCAAGGGGUCCAUUUUAAAGAUCUCCAUCCAGAGUGGUUUGAGUCUGCUGAGUGUGCGGAAGAUCGGCCUGAAUUUCAAGAAGAUUCCCAGAAAGAUGAAAUCGUUGAGGUCGAUAAUGUUCAAAAAACGUGUCGUCCUUACAGGAAUGAAAAUCUCGCCACCAAUUCAAAUCCGGCCCGAACAUGUUCAGAUUCAGCUGCAUCCAUUAGCAAAGAACCGGAGUUCGUCUCGCCCACGAAAAGAUUGAACAAAGCUGUGGGCAAUGUCUUGAAGCGAACCCCGAUCAAAUUUCUAGAUGACGACCUGGGAUUACCUUUGGACGAAGCGUUUCCCUUGGAAUCUGCCGAUAAAGACUUGAUAUCUGCCAUUUUAAGGGAUGGCAAUUUCGAAGAAGAACUAGAGGGCCCAAAAGAGGCCUUAUCUGCUCAAAAUCUACCUGUGUCAGGACUAACCAAGAAUUUGCACACUAUAAAUCUGGAAAGGUGUCCAUCCACUGGCGUUUCUUCGAAUGAGAUUCCAAUGAGAACCACAGAAAAAAGUGAUUCAUUUAUGGUUAUCCGGACCUGGUUCAAUCAGAACAAGAGGAAAAAGUUCAGUGAAGUGUCGAUUCAGUGCUCGUUGCCCUUUGAGAGAUCCAAUUUUGAAAUGGAUUUUGCGGCCCAAGAGGACCAAAUGAACUUCGAAGAUGAUUCAGAUGGCGACCAUUCCGACACGGGAACCAUACAGACUGAUUUUCAAGAUCAAACGCCAUUUGACGAUGAAGAUUCCGAAGAAGGUAACGUGGACAUGCUCAGCUAUGUGGCUGAGACCAUGGAGAAGAUGAAUAAGUCGGCAGAAGGCGUAGAGGAUGAAAUCUCGGAUCUGGAUAUCCUUAACAAGAUUUUGGCUCUCUCGGGGGACAAGAUCUUUGAAAUUGGGGAAGAUGAGCAGACUUUCGAGUUGGAUCAGUUUUCAGAUACUCACGCACAUUCAAGAGCAGGACAGCACUCUCAAGAUCUUAAAGAGUUUGAGAAUGUGGAUUUUAUCAAGCAGAAAUUGGAAACUGAAAGCAACGUAUCUCAAUUGGAUGGAUCUGAUGAACCUGAGGGCAUGAUUGCAAGUGGUUCAGGUGAGCAUAUGGAUCAUUCCGGCGAUCCCGAUUCAGACUCUCCCCGAAAAGACUUCAGUAUUGCUGGCUUGCUGUCGCCCACAUCAGGCGAUUUGGGUGUCAAACUGGAACCCAAUGUUUCUCCAAAAUCCAAGAGUAAACCAGCUCGUGACCCCAGCGCCAACGAUGAUGAUGAUGAUGAUGACGAGAUCAUGUUUUUAGAAACUGUACCAGCACCACCCAAGGCAAACCCUGGGCCGUCAAAACGACCAAUGAGUCGUGCAGGCCCAAUUUCUCCUCGAAGGUUAAUCCCAAGAUUGGCCCCUUCCGCUCCCCCUCUGGCAAUUGGGACACCCACUCCUGCGAUGUACAUCCAGCAUUUGACCACCCCUGAAAUGGCCACUUCGUAUGCAGAGACCUACCAACAAUCCACCGGUCGCAAUCUUCAGUAUGUCACCAGAUUCAAUGGUAUCCAAGGGUAUCCGACCAUGAGUCCUAUUCCCGGAUAUUCCAUGCCUGGUAUGCAUGGAUCAUCGGCGCCGGCUCUUGGAGGACAAGCUGUUCUCCAACAAUUCCCCGGCACUAAUUACCCACACAUGUCACCAUAUCUUCCACAAAAUGGAGCCCAGAUUCUGGCCCAACCUGGAUUUGUUCAACCCUCGCCGCACUUGAGUUACAUCACUCCUCAAGGAAUCAUCGUGAAUCCACAACCCAGUUACAUCAAUAUUGCCAACCCUUAUCAAGGUGGGGCCAUUUUAUAUCCCGCAAGUGGCCAGCCUGCCCCCAUGCCCGGCGUGGUGACUCCUCAUUUGACCUCGACUAGCUUUGCCGUCACUUGCUUCUCGAACUUUCAUGCUCCUGUUCCCAGCAACACCAUUACAACCAAUGUUACCAUGGCAGCCUUGCCCACGACCUCAUCUAUUCAAGCAAGCACUCCUCAAAAGAAGAUAGCCCGAGUUCAACCUCAACCCUCGGUCAAACUAUCGAAAUCAAAUAGCUCAACUAAGACGACCAGCAGUUCGAGGCCCAUCACAGGUUUGUCGAAUAGAGCGAGCACUUCUUCUUCGGGAUUUACUCACAACUCUUCCCGCAUGGACCCAAUCAAGGCGCUUUCUAGUAUGGCCAGUCAGCCAAUGGCAUCAGCCUCCAUGUCGGCUCCAUCUGAGGGCAAGAUGAGCAUAAGCCAUAACCAAAAGCAGAAAUCAAGUUCGGCAGACGGCGUCCCAAAAUCAGGCUUAGACAACAAUCCUCCGAUGGCAUCCACUGACCUGAGCGAGGUGGAACAACUCCCGCAAAGAUCCCCGUCCCUUGUGGCUCAUCGGAAACAUCGGGCUUUACCCGAAACUCAACGGUCGGUGGGUAUUCAAGCCAAGAUUGGCGCACCCUUGAAGAUCUUGACCCCGAGACCCUGGCAUGGAAGUGAAACGAGUGGCGACCGUCCAAUUUCAAGGCCAAGUGCUGGUUCCAGUUCAGUUUUGGACAACAAUGCAAUUGGUGGAGCUAGCUCUGUAAUUGAUCCCAAUCGCCCUCAAUCAGUCGAAUCUACCCCAAUUGAAAGUCAAUCGAAUUCGCCCAAGUCUCUGGAUGACGAUUCGAGUAGUGAGGUGAGUUCGGAGAAUUGUGCUCGUGUGGUCACGUCCACGGGGGUGCAUAUUCUAACCCAGCCCUCCAAGAGCAACGCAAUCAAGAUUGUUCUCCAAAGGAACAAAUUAGAUGAGGCCUACAAGAUUCAAGAGAUGGCCAUCAAAGAUGGAAGUAAGGUACCCAAUGUGAUUGAGCCAGAAACUGCGAUCAAAGCGCUCAAGAUCAAGGCCAAAGUAUCUAGGCGGACCAAACUGCAGAAACAAGCGGCCUUUGUCAGCUGCCUAGAUGGCCAAGGUCAAGUUGCUCACACCGAAGAGGAAUUUGUGAACGAGCAAACACUUGACGAGAAUGGUGAACGUCUAUCUGGGUUGGAGCACGAAUCCUUGUGGAAACCCGUGGAACUUAAUCAGGAUUCGAUCCAAUCGGGGCCCCAUUUGAUCUACGAACUGUCCUCGGAUGAUGGGUUCUUCAAAGCAGCUUCUCACGACCCAUCCGAAAUCUGGCGAAAAGUCUUUGAUGCCGUUCAAGACGCCCGUAUACAACAAAGCCUCACACCCAUGCCGCAUAAUCCCUUGGGGCAAACUGGUUUGCAAAUGUUGGGUCUCACUCAUAGUGCAUUGGCCUUCUUAUUGGAGCAAUUGCCCGGUGCCAAGUCCACAGAUCACUACCAACAUAAGCAUCAUCGUCAAGAAGAGGAAACCUUAAAAGAGAAUCCAUCUGGCAGUGCCCGCACGGAACAGUUCAAGAAUCGAUCCCCAUUGGACAUGUUCUCUUGGUUGGCUAGUCGUCAUCGACAAGUUCCCUUGCCCAAGCGGAAGGAGAACAAGAAGUCCGAGAUUGAGCUCAGUUCCAAUCGACGAGCCACCUCGCUAGAUCUGCCCAUGGCCAUGCGAUUCCGCCAUUUGGCCAAGAAUGCCAAAGAGGCCGUGGGUGUGUAUCGCUCGGGGAUCCAUGGACGCGGUUUGUAUUGCAAGCGCGAGAUCAAAACGGGUGAGAUGGUCAUAGAGUAUGCGGGUGAAGAGAUCCGAGCCAUGUUAACGGAUAAGCGAGAGAAGUAUUAUGAAUCCCGAGGAAUCGGUUGCUACAUGUUCAAAAUUGACGACGAUACAGUGGUGGAUGCCACCAUGCGGGGCAAUGCCGCCAGAUUCAUCAACCACUCGUGUGAUCCGAAUUGCUUCUCCAAGAUUGUCGAUAUCCUAGGGAAGAAACAUAUCAUCAUCUUUGCCCUAAGGAAAAUCUUCCCUGGCGAGGAACUAACCUAUGACUACAAAUUUCCCAUCGAAGACGUCAAGUUGCCGUGUUCUUGUGGAGCCAAGAAAUGCCGCAAGUACAUGAACUAGAAACGAAUUGAUUGGAACUCAAAGAUCUGUCUUAAGACGAAAAUUUAGCCUUAUGUCCUAAGUUUUAUGACGGCAAUCCAUUAAUGACUGCAAAACUACCAAAUUCAUUCGAAACUCAUACCAUACAUGAAUUAUUAUGACGCUUACACUUUCUCUUCAAAUUCGAGUAGCCUUAUUACUAAAACGGAUAAUUUGUAUAGAUCAAUGACCUUCUGGACCUCCAUCCCUCUUCCCACAAAAAUCCAUACUCAUGCCCAAUAUGAUAUGUACCACCUAAGCAUAACUCGUGCCAUCUGAAAUGAAUAAACUCAUUGACAUAAUCA